GUAAAAACUGUACCAAAACCUCUCAUCAGAGCAAACGCUCAGCUAAGCUAAAAAACAUACAUUUCUCGCUCGUCGGCUCACGUUUGCGGCCACUGUUUUUUCUGUUCUCCAUUUGUAACUUGCUAGUCCACUCAGCCCCGAGUUAAGUUAAUCACGUAAUUAAGUGUUUAGAUAGAGGAGAGAUGAAUAAGAAGAAGAAUCCUCUCGUAUUCUUAGAUGUGUCCAUCGACGGAGAUCCUGCCGAAAGGAUUUUUAUCGAGCUUUUCGCAGAUGUUGUCCCCAGGACUGCCGAGAAUUUUCGGGCACUCUGUACAGGUGAAAAGGGUACUGGAAAAACCACUGGGAAACCUCUGCACUACAAGGGCUCUUCUUUCCAUCGAAUAAUCAAAGAAUUCAUGGCCCAAGGUGGUGACUUUUCGAAGGGAAAUGGUACUGGUGGAGAAAGCAUCUAUGGAGGGAAGUUUGCAGAUGAGAAUUUUAUACUGAGGCAUGAAGGAGAAGGUCAUCUCUCUAUGGCAAAUAGCGGUCCAAACACAAAUGGUUCCCAAUUCUUCAUAACAUUAAAGCCUCAGGCCCAUCUUGAUGGGAAACAUGUUGUCUUUGGAAAGGUAGUUAAGGGAAUGGACAUUGUGAAGAAAAUUGAACAGGUGGGAAGUGCCUGUGGCCAACCUGCCAGACCCGUAAAAAUUGUGGAUUGUGGUGAAACUUCUGAAAGUAAAAUUGAGGAUGCUGUUGGGAAAGAUACAGGAAAGAAUAAGAAAGCUGGGAAGCCUUCAGAUGAUGGUCCAAAUGUUCAAGUUAGAGGAAGAAGUAAAAAAUCCCUGAAGGAUACAAGGAAGAAAAGAAAAAGGAGAUACUCUUCAUCCAAUUCAGAUUCAUCUUCAUCUGAUUCUGAAACAUCAUCUUCAGAAUCAGAUUCUGAUUCAAGUUCAUCUAGUGAUGGAAGGCAUAAGAAAAGGAGGAGGUCAGCAAAAAGAGGUAAGUACCAUGGGAGAAAACAGAAGAAUGGACGAAGGGAAAGGAAGAGAGGGCGAAGUGAUAAACGAUCAAGGCAGAAAUCUAAAUGGAGUUCUGAGAGCUCAAGUGAUACAGAGACUGAUAGUUCUAGCACUACCAGCACAUCUGAUGAUAGAAGUCCUGUUGCUGCUCAUAAGACCAGUAACUCAACUCAGGCUGGAAAGAAAUCAAUUCAGAGUUCUGGUGCAAGUGGAAAAUCCCUGUCCCAUCUCUCCAAGAAAGAAGCUGUGGUGGAACAACACCAAAGGAAUCAAAAGCCCAUGAAAGCUGCAGGCAGCUCGCCACAUGAAGAAGGUGAAUUGUCUCCCAGGAAUGAUGAACAUCUAAAUAAUGGGCAUGGGAUGGAUUCUAAAUCGGGCGCAACUCCUAAUCAGCAUCCCCAUUCAGAUAACUCAAACAAAUCCAGGAGAGCAAUGCCAAGCUCCAAAAGUAGGCCAAACAAUACCCGCAGGAGCAGUCCUAGCAUGAGUCCUGAAGAAGUUUCCACAAGUCCAAGAUUCAGAAGUGACAGUAGAAGUCCAGUUAGGAAGUCUGGGGAGCUGAGCCAGGGAAGGUCAUCAAGGAGUCCACCGGGUAGUCCUGCCAACAAAGGCCGCCAUGAACCUUCUAUUACAAACCAGAGUCAAUCCCCAAAUGGUGCCCCCACGCGCAUUAGAAAAGGGCGUGGUUUCACCGAUCGUUAUGCAUUUGCACGGCGGUAUCGCACCCCGUCUCCCGAACGAUCCCCUCGGAGGUCCUACCGUUAUGGAGGAAGAAAUAUCAAUGGGAGGAACCGUGAUAGGCUGCCAAGCUACAGAAGUUAUUCUGAGCGCUCUCCACCAAGACGAUAUAUAAGUUCACCAAGAGGCAGGAGUCCCCCUAGGUAUGGAAGGCAGAGAAGUAGAAGCAGGAGUCCACGACGAAGUCCUACACCUGGUGAUAAGCGACCUUCCAUAAGCGAGGGUUUGAAAUCUCGAUUAGGUCCCCGAGUUGAUGAUAAGCCAUUUCCUAACAAAGGAAGACUGGGAUCCAGGUCCAGUUCCAGGUCUAGCAGCCGUGGAUCUUCUCAUUCUAGAUCUCCCGAUGCUGUACCACCAAAACGUCAAGGCAUAGCAGCUAGAGCUAGCAUGUCUCCAUCAAGCUCACCGUCUGAACAGCAAGCUUUAGUUUCCUACGGGGAUGCGAGUCCUGAUACUGAAAUGAGGUAGCCUUGAGAGGCCUUUUUGUCAUGGAAAAGGAGAACGGCAAUCUUUGCCAUGUUCAAAUUAUGGUGGUGGGCAAAGUUGGUGGGAGUUUAUGCUCUGUGUGUCUCUUAACUGGGGCCCAAAUGAACUUUCGUAUUUUUCUUUCUUGCUCUCCAUUUGAACACGAGGCUUCAGCAUUUCUUUUUUUCCGUUUCUGUUUCUGAUACAUGUACGACCUUCUUGCUCUUAAUAGUCGUUUCAAUUUCAAGAACGAUAGGAUAUUGAAGUUUUCGGAAAGAAAAAGUUUGACUAUCAUAA
Messenger RNA from Populus nigra (black poplar), 2498 nucleotides. RefSeq names its product peptidyl-prolyl cis-trans isomerase CYP63-like. Lineage: Eukaryota; Viridiplantae; Streptophyta; Magnoliopsida; Malpighiales; Salicaceae. The transcript has 14 exons. The record is from RefSeq and is a predicted model, not a curated record. Gene Ontology annotation, molecular function: peptidyl-prolyl cis-trans isomerase activity. The coding region runs from base 183 to 2204 and encodes 673 amino acids. Gene Ontology annotation, biological process: protein peptidyl-prolyl isomerization; protein folding.